Molecule: messenger RNA, 1623 nt
Organism: Dendroctonus ponderosae (mountain pine beetle)
Lineage: Eukaryota; Metazoa; Arthropoda; Insecta; Coleoptera; Curculionidae
Product: glycoprotein 3-alpha-L-fucosyltransferase A
Exons: 6
Coding region: 263-1528 (421 amino acids)
Cellular component (GO): membrane
Molecular function (GO): alpha-(1->3)-fucosyltransferase activity
Source: RefSeq, a predicted model, not a curated record
GUUUAAAGCGGUUUCAAGGGGAGCGUAAUUUAAACAAACACCUUACGUACUGUAGUUUAGGCUUAGGCAAUAUUAUUGCCCAAAGUGGAAAUAUCGAAAUCAUAUUUGAAGAAGCUUGAAAGCAUGAUCACAUUAUUCGAUUGUGUUCGUUUGGUUGGCGUUUUAUUGGUGAUCGACAGCCUAAAAACAGCGUGUUUCAGUGAAGGAAGAAAUUAAUUGAAACAGGUACCCCAAAUUGUUACUUACAACGGAAAAUGUAACUAUGGUGGCAGCUAUUUUCCAGCGGAACAAACUCUUCCUUGUACUGGUAGUGUUUCUUUUCCUAAUAACAUUUUUCAUUUUAACCGAACCAAACCCCCCACAAGACGAAUCCGUGGAACUGAUUUCUCUGGGCAUUGAAAACUCGAAAAUCCAACAAUGGUGGAUGAGGAGAAACGCUUCGAAGAAUCUCUCAAAGCUCGGUGAGAUUCUGUUCUUGGAAGCUGCCGAACCUGCGGUCAAAGACAGUAAUAAACGGUAUCAAAUUUUGGUAUGGAAAUAUGGACCCACAAUCGAAAAUCGACAUCUAAAGCAGUUUUCUGGACAAAGGAUAGAUCCCUUUGAAUACUGCUCGGUAAAAAACUGUGAUAUAACGUACAAUGAUAGUGAUACAAAGUCGGCAGAUAUCGUGAUAUUCCAUUUGCAUCGAAUCACAGGACUGGCCGAUAUGCCGGCAAGAAGCGAUCCAAAGCAAAUCUGGGCCUUUCUAACCGACGAAAGUCCUUUUCAUACCUUUAUGGGCUCCAAAAAUAAACUUAAGGAAUUUAACGGUUUAUUUAACUGGUCUAUGACUUACAGAAUGGACAGCGACAUUCCAGUGCCGUACGGGCGAACCGUAUUCAGAAAAGAUCCGGCUUAUCUGCAAGUCGCACAGCCGAUGGGUAAAAGAAAGGACGUUUUGGUUGCAGUGUUGGGCUCAAACUGUGGAGGACAGAACCAUAGGUGGAAAUAUGUGAGUGAACUGCAGAAAUACCUUAAAGUGGAUAUCUAUGGUGGGUGUGGAACUUUAAAGAAACAAUGCCCUGGACACUUUGGAACAGACUGUCCAGCCAUCAACGACUACCUGUUCUACUUGUCCUUCGAAAAUUCGAACUGCGAUGAAUACAUAACGGAGAAACUAUGGUGGAAUGCCUACCAAAAGAACUCCAUACCAGUAGUGAUGGGUUCGACUCAAGCCACCUACAAAAAACUGCUACCUCCUGAUUCCUACAUCAAUGUUGAUGACUAUGCAAGUCCUCAAGUUCUGGCCAAUUAUCUGCUGUGGCUCAACGAAACCGCCGAAUACACGAACUAUUAUCGAUGGAAAAACUACUUUGAGAUUCGCAAUGAGCAUGGCUAUUUCCAGAGCAAGUCCUACCAUUAUUGCAGAAUUUGCCAGGCCAUGAACUACAACGACAAGUCGAUGAAAGUCUAUAAUAAUUUGGAGAGUUUUUGGAGCACCAAGAAGGAUUGUCAUCCAGCUUGGGACGAAGGACAGGACGAGAAAUAAACGCUUUUGUGAGUUUACUUUCUCAUCGAUCAUAUAAAGAGGCAAAUAGUGAGAGUUUGGACAAGGAUGUAAAUAAAAAUCCUAGUUAAGCUAAA